Messenger RNA from Rubroshorea leprosula, 1995 nucleotides. NCBI's taxonomy places the organism in Eukaryota, Viridiplantae, Streptophyta, Magnoliopsida, Malvales, Dipterocarpaceae. The record is from the annotation of a GenBank genome assembly.
GCGGGAAGAGAAGAGCAGGGUCUGAACUCUGCAGGAAGAAAUGGAGGUUGCAGUGGACAGAGUAGACUACAAGCACGACAAAACGGAGACUGUUCUGUAGAGACACUUUUUUGCAGGAUUGGAAACUCAUCUAGUCGCUUCUCGACGACAUGUUUUCCGAUGGCCGCAUCUCCGAUCUCACCGCCGUCCACAAGAUCUGAUCCAUUAUGGAUCAAUGUCAGAAGGAAGGCCAUAUCGUAGAGCCUUACCUGGAACGCAUGGUUUCCCCUUUGAUGUUUUUCGUUAGAUCCAAAACGAUCGCACUAUGUGCCGAUUCUGAUCUAGAGCUCGCGGUAUCUCUCCUGAGAACACGGCUUCGCUCACGUUAUUGCAGCAGGAAAGUACUGUUAAGGAUACUAGCGUUUUCUAAGAAUUACCUUUCAAAUUCCGGCCCUAUGCGCACAAUGGCGGCCUUAGUUCUCUCCAGGCUUCUAACUCACCUGAUAUGCCUUAAGGCUUUUACCAGAAUAGAUUAUGUCAUCAAUCAUUUCUGGUUACUUGGUGCCAUGGAAGAACUUGCUGCUGUUUUUGAGCUAGAAUGGCAGCAGGAAAUUGCUGCUGGAGGUGGUGCUGAGUUUUUGGCAUGAUGUCUCUGCGAUUAUAAAAGCAGGUACUGCAGCUAUUAGUUCUCUGCAUUGCAAGUUUUUGGUAGAGUUAACUGAGCGAAUUGGACUUGCCUCCCUCAUCGCAACCCAUUCCUUGCAUUAUGCAGUCAGUAUUGUUAAAUCUUCAAUUUUUGAAUUCUGAAAAGUUGAAAGUUUCUUGAGAGGAACCAUAGAGGUCUUUUGUGUGUGCUCUAUUGCUUACUAUAUGAGAAUCCACUUGACCUUCUCUUUUAGUUUCUUAUGUUCAGGAGCAUUUUUCUUGUGAAACUAGCAUUUUCAAGUGUGCUCACGUCAAAGAGAAAUAUAAGCAUUUUUCUUGUGAAACUUGCAUUCUCUGUUUGUUGAUGCUUUCCAUGCAGCAGAACCAGCUCACUUGGAGAGAAUAUUUCUGUGAAUGCAACCAACAGAAAUUAUCAAUUAAAUUAUAGUCCGGCUCUUGACAACUCCAAGUUGGAAUUGAGUACCGAGUACCUUAAAGAUGAUGAUGUGGAUGUUCCAGAGAUUUUGGAAGAGAUUAUUGAGAUGUUACUUUCACGUUUGAAAGACAUGAUAUGUGUUCAGGAUCGGUUUGUGCAUUGGCCUGCCACAAAGGGUAUUGGUCAUGUGACUUCACAUGUUACAUCUAGUCUCCCAGAGGAGGUCUUGUCAUCUGUAUUGGAGCUGUUUUCACCAAGCAAGAAUUUUCUGGGGAGAAUGUUCAUGGCAUGAUGGCUGCUUGGCAUUGGUUUUAAUUGACAUGUAGAGGCUUGCUAUUACGAAGAAGUUUUCCCAAAGUUCUGUCUCCCCCUUUUGAAGGGCAUUACAUUAUGAUAUUCAAAUAGGUCCACAUAAUGUUGGAUCUCAUGAAGUUGAUGCCACUGCCUCUCGGUUCUCCAGCACCAGCAGUACAAGUGUUGUGAUAGGGCAAUUAUGCCCACCCUAAAGACGAUGGAGAUCCUUUUCAGCAAGAAUAUAUUAUUGACCAUGGAGAUCUGUAAAGCUUCAGCUGUACAAGUUUAUCUAAUGCUCUGGCAAAAUGGAAGUCUUGUGAUGGAGGACAACAUGGAGAAAGCACUUGAAAUUAUUUCUGAAACUUUUAGGAUGGUGACGUAGAAACAGCAAACCAGCAAGAGUUGGAAUUGUAUGCCACAGCUGGUCCUGGCACUGGGCCAUCGAAGGCCGGUAACAAGGGUAUCAAUGAACGAUGGUGACAGGAAGCUCGCAACAGCAGAUAAGAAUGCAUCUUAAUCUUCUUCGGUCAUUAUCCGGCUCCUUAUUGCCUGAAUUGAGUAAGGUUAGUUAUCUGCUCUAUAGUUUUCAAGUUUGAAUUUACUCAGCUAUACUUCGUCAAAAUUAAAAUAGGGAAAAUUUA